GAUUGCGAUCCAUAAUAACCGGCCCCAAUGCUCAUAUUCUUACGUGACUGACGUGUACACAGGAGAAAGAUAAAUGUAGCCACUUCAACAUGAUUUAUGCGCGUUUGUGACAGUGCCGCUCGUCUGACGUUACGUUCACAGUUGGCUCUAAACCAACGUGAUUUUUGGCCUAUAACGGUUCACGAUGUUAAAGAAGAAGGGCAAAGGAAAGAAGAAAGGCAAAAAGAAAAACAAACAGCCCAAGAAAGAUCCAAAGAUCAUUGUUCUUGAGUACCUACUGGACUGUGGCCUGCGCAAGAGGGGACGCCUGACCGAAAACCGCGACGAGUGGCUGGCAGACAACCAAGAGCGACAGACCCAGGUGGACACGCUCCGGGUGGAGCUGGACGCCACCAUCGGCUACCUGCGCCGUCAGGAGGGCAUCGAGAAGAAGGCGUGCGAGGACGAUCUGGCGGCGCGAGACCGCGAGCUCAGCGACACCGAGCGGCUGCUGCAGGACGAGCAGCGCACCUACGGCCGUAACGAGGCCGAGCUAUCGGAGGAGCUGCGAGGCGUGGCGAUUGAAGCGACCGACACGGAAGAACAAGUCAAGUUCUAUAAGAAUUAUCCAGUCGUUCAAAACCUUGAGAAACGGGAGCAGAUUAAAGUUCUGAAAUCCGAAAUUCGCCAUGUGGAUGAACUCCACGAUGCAUUCGAAGCCCAGCUGGACGGCAACUUCCGCUACAUGCAAGGCUUCCUGACCGGUCACCACUCGCAUCACCUGGAGCAAGCCAAGCAGUCGGCGGCUCACUGGGCGCUGCAGACCAUCUCGCUGAGCGACCACAGCGACCUGUCGGCGCAGGAGACGCUCUGCUUGGAGAGCGUGCUGACCAGCGUGCAGGGAGACGGGCUCCGCGACCAGCUCGACUGGAUCGACGGGGACAACGCGGUGCUACAGAGAGAGCUGGUGCCACUGCGGCGGCCCGAGCCGGAGCCUGAGGUGGAGCCGGAGCGGGAGCCGGAGCCGGGGUCGGAGCCGGAGCCAGAGCCUGCGAUCAGCGCGACCGCCUCUGACGCCAGCGACGGCAGCUGCCUGCCGCUCCGUCUCCACUUGGAGAGCAUCAUCGACCUGCUGGCGACGUCACGGCCGAGCGACGGGCAGCGCGCGCUCCUCGAUCAGCUGCGCGACGAGACGCUGGCACAGCUAUGGCCCGACGAGGACGAAGAGCGGGCGGCGACGGCCGACCGAGCCCGCCAGACGCUGCGGCCGUUCGAGCGGUUCGCAGCGCGCCGCCACUGGUGGCGCGUGCACCAGCCGGAGCCGAAGCCGCUGAUCAACGAGAGUCCGUCUGUCUCGUCGGCGCAUAUCUCGGACGAGUGGGAGCUUUCGAAGGCCGACUGGCUGGACCACCUGCGCCGGCGCUCGGCGCUCACCGUCACGCCCGUCGACUCGGCCGAGGCAGUCGGCUCGCGACCGGACAGCGACGCCGCGCUGGUCGAGGUCGCCUCGGACAGCGCGGCCACAACCACCGUAUAG
Messenger RNA from Pollicipes pollicipes, 1516 nucleotides. RefSeq lists its product as uncharacterized. The coding region runs from base 185 to 1516 and encodes 443 amino acids. The record is from RefSeq and is a predicted model, not a curated record. The transcript is spliced from 9 exons. Lineage: Eukaryota; Metazoa; Arthropoda; Thecostraca; Pollicipedomorpha; Pollicipedidae.